Molecule: messenger RNA, 803 nt
Organism: Chroicocephalus ridibundus (black-headed gull)
Lineage: Eukaryota; Metazoa; Chordata; Aves; Charadriiformes; Laridae
Product: basic proline-rich protein-like
Exons: 2
Coding region: 309-746 (145 amino acids)
Biological process (GO): lipid storage; phospholipid biosynthetic process; lipid droplet organization
Cellular component (GO): endoplasmic reticulum membrane
Molecular function (GO): coenzyme A diphosphatase activity
Source: RefSeq, a predicted model, not a curated record
CUGGAGGUCAAGAGACGGGGUGGAGGGGGGAAGGGCCGCGACGUGUGGGGUGGGAGGGCCAGGAGGGACCCGGGUGGGCCAGGUGGGGCCAGGAAGGACCUCGAGGUGUGGGGUGGGGCCAGGAAGGAGCCGGGUGGGAGACCUUCGAGGGACCCCGGCGCCCGGGGGGCUGGGAGGUCCCCGCCUUCUCCUCCCCCCACCCCGCCGUGGGGAGGACCCAGAAGUUCUGGCGUUGGUUGCUCCGAGGCCUCUCAUUGGGCGGUUUGAUCUCGGGAGGGACCCAGGCGUCCGGGCGGUGGCCGCCCGCCAUGGGGCCACCACCCGCUAUGGGGCCACCACCCGCUAUGGGGCCACCACCACCCCUGAGGUCGCCGUCGCCCAUGAGGCCGUCGUCCCCCGUGAGGUCGCCGUCCCCCGUGAGGUCAUCGUCCCCCAUGGGGCCACCCGUGGGGCCGCCCCCGCCCGCCUGGAGCCCCCAAGCGCCGUGGUGGAAGGAGGAUGAAGAUGGCCUCCCAGAAGGACCCCGGCGGCCGGGCGUGGCCCUCUGCCUCCUCUUCCUCCUCAACGUGGCCCUGGUGGUGGUCUGGCAGCUCCUAUUGGCCGUCACCUUGGCCUACCGUCACGAUUGGCCGCGCAACGCCGCCGGCGCCGCCUUGGGUUGGGCGGCUUGGGCCGUCACCUAUCGCUUCUGGUACCGGUACCCCUGGUCUCCUGGACCUCCUGGGUUGGGGCUGCCAGCACCUUGAAGGACACAAGCGGCCCAGAAGGUCCUGGAUGGCCGGGAGAACCUCAACUGUCCAGGA